Molecule: messenger RNA, 1234 nt
Organism: Cladocopium goreaui
Lineage: Eukaryota; Dinophyceae; Suessiales; Symbiodiniaceae
Source: the annotation of a GenBank genome assembly
GCAGGAAUGCCUGGAAGGAAAACGCGUGGAUCCAAGUCCACCCACCAUGGAGGCCUACACCACGUCCCUAGAUGCAUCUUCCUCGCCAGCAGAUUUUGAGGUUCUCCUGAUGCUCAUCGCCUUGCUCUUCGUGCGGCCAGUCCCAAGUUCUGGCAGCGCCGGCAGGUUGAGCUUGGUGAAGCUGGGCCUUUUAGCGUGGCGUUUGGCCGAAGAUCGCGAUCCCCAGAGUCAAUUCCAGCGGCGAGUGCAAAGUGCGGUGACCGGCAACCAUCCGUACACGUGGCUACCGAGUCUGUGGAGGAUUUUGCGGUUGAACUUCAAAACGGCUGCGCAGAUCUUCAAUCAGCGCGCCAGCCAGCCGCGGGAGUGGACUUUCGUGGUGGCUGGGAAGUUGCCCAAGAAGGAGAAGCUAAUGACACUGCUGGAGAGCUAUUUAGGCUCCAUACCCAAUCAGGGCGGUGAAAAUGAACGAGUCAACGACUUGACGAUGCGUGAAGCUGUGACCCCUUUGGACGUUCAUUUUCCGCAAAAAAACCUCUGGGAAGAUGUGCAUCUUCGAAUGGUAGAACCAAAGGGAAGCACGGUGCUGAGUUUUCCAUUGCAGUUGUCCUCCAGCAGUUCAGUUUCCUCGCUGGAGAAAUGCGCUGAAGAGCUGAGGGAGAUCAUGCAGCUGCAGCUGCUCGUCCGAUUGUUGGAGACUCGCCUGGUGGAAGUCUUGCGCUUUCAACGGGGCCAGGUGUAUUCCGUGGCGGUGGGAACUGACAUGGGCCUGUCGCCGCCGAAGAUGGGCAUGGCGCGGAAGGGUAGUCUUAGUGUCCGAUUCGAAUGCGACCCAGCAGAAUCAGAUGAAUUGGUAGCUGCGACGCGUGAAGAGCUGCAGCGUCUGCGGGACGGUCGCGCCGCCUUCACCAAGGAGAAUGUCUCGGCGGCGGUGGAGCAGGACCGCCGAGAGUUUGAGGAAUUGAUCCACACCAACAGUUGGUGGGCCGGAACGACUUUGGACCUGUACUUUUCGCGCUGCUUCGUUGCUCAACCUGAUGUGGGAAGCAUCAUGUCUUUGUGGUGGACGGCGCGGAAGGAGACCCUUGGGAGCUUCAACGAAGACCUGGCCCAACAGCUGCUGAUUGCCAUCCUCCCAGCCACAGGGCACUCGGUUGUGGUGGCCAUGCGGCCCAAGGGGGGCAAGGUUCAGGUGCAAAGCUCCUGAACCGAAACACAAAGUGGGGACCCAAAA